AAGUCAUUUACCAAAUUUAUAAACAUUAACAAAAGCUUGUAUCAUAUCCUCUUUCAACCCAAUUCUAUUCUUCAUUCUCUCUUUUUCUUCUUCCUCUUCUUCUACCACUAUGUCUCUCAUCUUCCUCUUCUUCCUUCUCAUUCUCCAAUUCCACCAUGCAAUUUCUUCCCAUUGCACAACAAUCGCAUCUUCUAAAUCCUUUGAAAAAUGCAUGCAACUCCCUACUCAACAAGCUUCAAUGGCAUGGACAUUUCACACCUAUAAUUACACUUUAGACCUUGUAUUUUUUGGCACUUUCAUUUCCCCCUCCGGUUGGGUUGGAUUUGGAAUAAACCCAACCUCUCCAGAAAUGGCAGGCACGCGCGCCUUAAUCGCGUUUCCAGAUCCCAAUACAGGCCAGUUAGUUUUAUUACCUUAUAUUUUAGACCCAACUGUGAAAUUACAGAAAUCACCCCUUCUUUCUCGCCCUUUAGAUGUCCACCUUGUUUCUUCCUCUGCUGCUCUAUACGGCGGCAAAAUGGCCACGAUACAUAACGGCGCCGCUAUCCAAAUAUAUGCUACACUAAAACUACAACCAAACAACACCAAAAUUCAUUUUGUAUGGAACCGCGGAUUAUACGUCCAAGGUUAUUCUCCAACAAUCCAUCCAACCAGUUCAAAUGAUUUAUCUUCCAUUACUACUGUUGAUGUAUUGUCUGGUUUUACUGCUGCUCAAAACGACAACAGAAAAACGUUGAAAAUAGCACAUGGGUUCAUAAACGCACUGUCGUUCGGUGUGUUAUUGCCAACUGGGGCUGUUACUGCUAGAUAUUUGAGACAUAUACAAUCAAUUGGGCCGGCUUGGUUUUACGCGCAUGCAGGAAUUCAAAUGAGUGGGUUCUUUUUAGGGACAAUGGGCUUUGCUAUUGGGCUUAGGCUUGGAGAAUUAUCAAAAGGUAUUGUCUAUAGUAUGCAUAGAAAGCUUGGAUUUGCGGUGUUUUGUUUGGGAUCUUUGCAAACCCUGGCAUUGUUACUUAGGCCUAAAACGACAAAUAGAUAUAGGAAGUACUGGAAAUCUUACCAUCAUUUUGUAGGGUAUGCAUGUGUCGUUUUAGGAAUUGUUAAUGUUUUUCAAGGAUUUGAAGUCAUGGGAGCAGGUAGGUCUUAUGCUAAAUUGGUGUAUUGUUUGUGCAUUUCUACAUUGAUGGGUGCUUGUAUAGCUUUGGAGGUGAAUUCUUGGGUUAUUUUUUGUAGAAAAUCUAAAGAAGAGAAAUUGAGAAGAGAAGGACUAAUUGCUGGGUCUGAUAAAGGAAGUGGAAUUCAUAGUUGAAAAAAUUCAUGAAUAUUGGAGUUUUUUUGUGUAUUUUGAAAUUAUCGAGGAUUUGUAUUUUGAAUAUUAUAUUAUAUUAUAUAUGUA
Jatropha curcas is the source of this 1396-nucleotide messenger RNA. Its product is annotated as Auxin-responsive family protein. The record is from RefSeq and is a predicted model, not a curated record. Lineage: Eukaryota; Viridiplantae; Streptophyta; Magnoliopsida; Malpighiales; Euphorbiaceae.